This is a messenger RNA of Mollisia scopiformis, 1815 nucleotides long. Its product is annotated as fatty acid desaturase. The record is from RefSeq and is a predicted model, not a curated record. Gene Ontology annotation, biological process: lipid metabolic process. NCBI's taxonomy places the organism in Eukaryota, Fungi, Ascomycota, Leotiomycetes, Helotiales, Mollisiaceae. Gene Ontology annotation, cellular component: membrane. The coding region runs from base 190 to 1815 and encodes 541 amino acids. The transcript is spliced from 4 exons. Gene Ontology annotation, molecular function: oxidoreductase activity, acting on paired donors, with oxidation of a pair of donors resulting in the reduction of molecular oxygen to two molecules of water.
GUUUCCGGUGCCUGGAAUGUGUUUUGGAGGUCUGUUCCAAGUGGUACGUACCUUUCUCUAUGUAUCUCGGUAUCUUAGUACUGUAUUUUUUUUAAUUGAAUGCUUGAUUGAGUUAUUGUCCUCUUAUGUUUUCAUCGCUCUGCUUUGUCGUGUCCAAUUGAGUUCAAUUACCUCGAAUCGUGUGCUACAAUGGAUCCAAGCACCACCAAAUCCACAAUUCUCUCCCCCUCAGCAAUCGAGGAACUUGUCAAUGAUGGCGCAACACUUGUCAUCUACGGCAAAGCAGUGCUAAAACUCGAUUCAUGGCUUAGAUACCACCCAGGAGGUGAAAAGACUAUUCUUCACAUGGUGGGCAGAGAUGCUACUGACCAAAUAAAUGCAUUUCACUCGGUAGAGACGCAGAAAUCGAUGGAGAGAUUUCAGAUUGGGAGGAUUGAGGGGAAAUGGGAUAAUAUCAUUCCUCUCUUUCAAAGGGCUUCUGAUGGGAAGAAUAUUCUUGAGAUUGGGCAGCAUGGAGAUAGAGAUGAAGAAAACAGUGAGAGUAGUGCCUGCUCGCGAGCUUCCAGUGUUUUUGAAACAAAUGGGUUGAGGAGCCGUGCUGCUGGUACCGAGUCUCCUGCCUCCUCGAUUUCUGCUUCGUCCGAGGAUAUUUCGAAGCUUGCAACGGACGCUCUGGCACCCGAGAGCAAAGGAGAUGUUGAACGAGAUGAAGAUGCCAUUGUCGCUUCAUUCCGAGAGCUCGUCGCACAGAUCGAGGCCCAAGGACUGUAUGAUUGCAACUACUGGGCCUACUUGACAGAUGUCAUAAGAAUCUCGAUCAUCUUCUCGAUUAUGCUGCUUCUACUCCACUUCAAGCAAUACAUCCUAUCCUCCAUCGCCCUAGGAACAUUCUGGCAUCAACUAGUAUUCAUAGCCCACGACUCCGGCCACUUGGGCAUAACACACAACUACACAAUAGACACGGCAAUCGGACUCCUCCUCUCCUCAACACUGGGAGGUCUCUCAUUAUCAUGGUGGAAAACAUCCCACAACGUCCACCACCUAGCAACCAACUCGCCCUCCCAUGACCCAGACAUCCAACACCUGCCCUUCCUCGCCGUGACCCCGUCCUUCUUCUCUUCCCUCUACUCAACUUACUACUCCCGCAUAAUGCCCUACACCCCCUUCGCCUCCACCAUGAUGCGCUUCCAACACCACCUCUACUACCCGCUCCUCUGCUUCGGCCGCUUCAAUCUCUACUUCCUCUCCUGGACACACCUGUACCAAAAUCUCGGCCCCAAACACCCCUCCAUGCGCUGGCACCGGCCCCUCGAAAUCCUCGGCCAGCUCACCUUCUGGUACUGGUUCGGCUACCUGCUCCUCUACCACUCCCUCCCCACCCUCUCCUCGCGGGUCCUCUUCGUCGUAAUUUCCCACGCCGUCACAAUGCCCCUACACGUACAAUUCACGCUCUCGCAUUUCGCCAUGUCGGCCAAAGCCGGGGAGCGGAACGAGAGUUGGGUCCGCCAGCAGUUGCGGACGACGAUGGAUGUCGAUUGUCCGGCGUGGAUGGAUUGGUUUCAUGGCGGGUUGCAGUUCCAGGCUAUUCAUCACCUGUUUCCGCGGUUGCCAAGGCAUAACUUGAGGAGGGCGAGUGAGGUUGUGAAGGUUUGGGCCGCGGAGAAUGGGGUUAGGUAUGAGGUUUAUGGGUUUGUGGAGUGUAAUGGGAGGGUGUUGGGGAGGUUGGAGGAGGUGGGGCGGCAGGCGGGGUUUUUGAGGGAGGCUACUAGGAGUGUGGUGGAGAAGGGGGAGUGGUUGAGGGGGGAGUGGGAAUAG